AUGCCGACGACGGCGGCAGGCUUGGAGAACUCGUAUCGCAUCCGCGGCUGCAAUUCAGUGCAGUACAGCACUGUACAGUUUUGUGUGUGCUUGAUAUCGUCUUCACUGAAGACUCUUCAAGGAGGCCAUGUCCGGCUAUGGUGGAUAAGACCUCCUCCAGGUCCACCACCAUCGCAGAAGCUUGUGACUGCCAGUGAACUUUUGAAGUUGGACGAAAAUCAAAGAACCGAGUCCAAACUAGCUGUCGAAAUGGUGCAGUACCGUGGGCUGGUGAUGUUCUCCGCUGCUGGCACCGCACACAAAGUAAACCUACGCCGGGCAACGAGGCAACGAGAGGCGAAUCAUGUGCACUGGCUGCCCCCCGUCGCCCGGUCCCACCCGCGCGUGCACAUCCAAAUUGGAAAUCCGACGAGCGCCGAGACGACACAAAGGCAACUUGUAUGCAACACGUUGAAGUCGCCAAUGGCGCGUUGA
Molecule: messenger RNA, 474 nt
Organism: Phytophthora nicotianae INRA-310
Lineage: Eukaryota; Oomycota; Peronosporomycetes; Peronosporales; Peronosporaceae
Exons: 1
Coding region: 1-474 (157 amino acids)
Source: RefSeq, a predicted model, not a curated record